AAAACGAAUUUUGUGCUUACGAAGAAUAUGAAAAUAUGACGCUGGCACAUGUCGACAUCGUCUUCCAAAAGAAAAAUAAAGAAGACUGCCAAAAGAUGUGUGACGAGUUCCAUCCAUUUAACUGUCGAGCUUUCACAAUUGUAGAUAAUAAUCAAUGCUACCUCCACAGCGAAGACUCCAAAAUUUACGGACCAAACUCAUUGAGAACGAGACAGGGAGCCGUGUACUAUGAGAAAGCAACUUGUUUAAAUAUUUCAGUUUCCUGCUCUGAAACCUACAUGACAGUUUCAUACAAGCCUGAAAUAAAUUUCAAGGGUAAAAUGUACAUGGAAGGUUACUCUGAAAAUAACAUAUGCGCAGUAUCUGGUAAAGGUAUUUACCAAGAAAUUUCUUUACAAAUUCCUUUACUUACUGGGCAGUGCGGUAUUAUUAAAGCCGAUGGUCCAAUCAACAGGACUCUUCUUUCAGGAAACCUGUUGAUUCAGUACAAUUCAUUAAUUCAAACUCAAAAUGACAGGUUGAUAAGAGUAGGCUGCAUAUUCGGAAACGAAACAAAAGUUGUCAUUGGCACUGGUGUUCAAGUUUCGCCGAUAUUACCAAACAGAGGCAGCGUUAUUAUUAUUCCAGGGCAAAAUUCAACCGUGCCAGACGUAAUUAUGAAAAUUGUAGAUCCAAACACCGGCGGUGAAGUGAGUGAUUCACAGAUAGGCCAGUAUCUUCAGCUGGAGAUUAUUUUAAACAAACCAGGAAAUCUUGACAUAUACGCAAGCCAUCUGAUAGCGAUGACCGAAAAAACGGAAGAGUCGAUAUUUUUACUGGACAAUAGGGGAUGUCCAGCUGACCUCAGUAUAUUCCCAGCACUAACCAAAGUUAGAACAGAAGACAAAGUAGUACUCACGGCCAAUUUUCAAGCGUUUAAGUUUGCGGAUUCGCCGAUCGUGAGAUUUAGCGUCAUUAUUCAGUUUUGCGUUGAAGAAUGCCCAGCAGUGAAUUGUGCUGGAAAUGUGAUAUCCUAUGGACGACGAAAACGAGAAACGACCCAAAUUGAAACUAUAAAUGGCACCACUGUCAUACAGCUGAACAGAACAGUGGUUCAACCAAGGUCGAAUACUAUGUUUGAAAUGCCACUGGAGUAUAUUAUGAUAGUACGACAGUCCAACAAAUUUGUGUCAGACAGACUCGUGUUAGGGGAUAAUAAAAUUUUAGUAGCAGGAUAUGAUUACGCUACAAAUGAAGUGUGUCUAGACUACUCCUUGGUGAUAGCUUUAAUAAUUUUAUGGAUAAUCAUCCAGAUAUUCUUCGUCAUUGGUUCCAUAGUUCUAGUCAGGAGAUAUAAACGAUACUACCAACACGAAUGUACCAGGCAAUCGAUGGAAGAACUGCACAAAAACUUUGGGUUUGGAAGUAGUAAUCUAGAAAAUAGAAGAGUACAUUGGGCCGAAUACGGAAAAUAUUCUUUGACGCUUGAAGAAAGGACUUUUGUGUAAUAUAGACUGAUUUUUUUGUAAAUAUGGAUUAAUUUUCAAGUUAUUGUAUCGAGCCAUCGAGAAAAAAUGGGAAUUAAAGUAGGUUGUGCAAUUUACAUUUAAAUAUCGCCAUUUUAGUCUUAAUUCAGCCAUUUCAAUCGUAAAUAUCCAUAGGGACAUGACAUGUUUGGUCUAUAAACCUAUAUACGUCUAUAUUAGUUGUUAUAUUUGUCAAUAUAAAGAUUAAUUGUUUGUGUUGUGAACAUAUUACAUAAAAAAUUAGAUUAUGCAUGUAUUAUUCUGUGUAGUAAGUGACUAAAAUCUCAACAUACGACUUUUUUAUUGUACAGACUACUCUGAUUGCGUUUUUAUGGCUCUGUAGUUGAUUUGUAUGGGGUAAAUGAUUGUAAGAAUUAAGUCAAAAUUAUUCUUCAAUUCUUUUAUUUAUAGUUGGUUUUUCUUGUUACAUAACAUCCUGCUAUAUAUGUAUAUAAUGUAGAUUAUAUAUUUUUACCACGUAAUUAUUUAUUGUUUAUCAAUCUUAAGCUUUUUUAAUGUGAGCAUAAAGUGCCUAUUGUAAUACCAAAGUUGUCUUUAGAAACUUAAAAUAA
This is a messenger RNA of Diabrotica balteata, 2077 nucleotides long. The record is from the annotation of a GenBank genome assembly. Lineage: Eukaryota; Metazoa; Arthropoda; Insecta; Coleoptera; Chrysomelidae.